GAGUUUUGCUCUUGUUGCCCAGGAUGGAGUGCAAUAAUCUCCACUCAGGCGUGCACCACCACACUCAGCUAAUUUUUGUAUCUUUAGUAGAGAUGGGAUUUCACCAUAUUAGUCAGGCUGGUCUCAAACGCCUGACCUCAGGUGAUCCACUCACCUCGGCCUCCCAAAGUGCUGGGAUUACAGGUGUGAGCCACAAGACCCAGCCUUUUUUCAACUAAAAAAAUUUUUUUUCUCUCACUAUUUGAACUACAGGAACAACACAUGUGUUCAUAGUUUAAUUUACAGUUAUAUUUUCUUAGUGACAGAUAAAAUAAUUUGCAUUCUGCAAUAAAUGAUGUUAAAUGGAAUCUCAUUGUUACCCAGGUGGGAGUGCAAUGGCGUGAUCUCAGUUCACUGCAACCUCUACCUUCAGAGUUUAAGCGAUUCUCUUGCCUCAGCAUCUGGUGUAACUGGAAUUAAAGGAGCACACCAUUACACCUGGCUAAUUUUUAUAUUCUUAGUAGAGACAGGGUUUCACCACGUUGGCCACUCUAGUCUCAAACUCCUGACCUCAGGUGACCCACCACCUCGGCCUCCCAAAGUGCUGGGAUUACAGGUGUGAACUACUGUGCCUGGCCUAAUGACAUCUUAAAUUCCAGGAAAUAAAGUAGUUAUUAAACUACCUUAAGUAAUAAGGUAGUUUACCUUAUUUAUUUUAUUGUACUGCUACCAAAUACUAUGUUUUGUGUGAUGUGGUCACAUUAUAGCAUAACCUAUUUUAUAUAAUAUGUCUUCAGGUUCAUUUACUCCAAUUUUAUGAUAGAAUAUCCUCUCAGGCUGUGAUUGAAGAAAUUUAUUUGCUUUAGAUAGGAGGCUUUGAAAUGAAGUCCAAAACAGGGACACUCUGCAUCAGAGAUUUACAGUGAGCACGAUGAGUUUUUAAAGUUACCUAUGGCCAAGUCCCCAUUUAUAAUAUAAAGAACCACUGAACUCUUUCCAAAUACAAGUAAAUCUCUACAAUUAAUUUAGGCUGUCUUCGCUGGGCAGAGUUUUGUCUCCCAUUUUGCAACUCCUUAAUGAUGUAUAAGGGUUGAUGAUGCUUCACUUGCAAUAUCUAGAAAGAAGUAGGAACAACAUGAAAACUCAAAAUUAAGAACAAAGACUAGACUCUGGUUUCCUGGCUUCUCUGAUAUCGCAGGGGCCUAUUAUGCUUUGUCAGACCUCUCAGCACCCAACAGAUGGAGACACUGGCUGUGAUAACAGCUUGAAAACUAUUCACUGCACCUGAGUACCUCUUAUAUUUUUAACUUAAUCAGAUAGUAAAAACUUCAGAAUACUGAUUUCAGAUCUCAUGAACUAAUUCUACACCGCCACCUCAAAUUACGCAGCCUGAAGACAUAACGGGCUUGGUAUGAAAGAUAUAAAGUAUGUGGGAAGGAGACUGAAGGCACUGUAGUCAUCUUGAACAAAAGCAUUAGAUUAACCUGCAGCUGAUGAGAAAAGGGCUCCAAACUUCUAGAACCUUUUUGUCAAUUCUGUUUUAGGAUUAGAACAAGUAUGACUACCCACAACUCUGUUCCAACCCCACUUCCAAUAAUUUGGCCUAACUGUUGCCAGAAUCUAGAGUGUUCUGGAAAACCACUCACUCAGCAGCUCCCUUGGCUAGUACGACUGGCAAUCCCGAGCCACUGCGGGUGCUUCGGAGUGCCAACAGCGCCCAAGCAGCUGCCCUCUUCCUUGCUGCUUAAGAAAAGAACAGUGCUGGGAAGGAUAAGGAAGGAUACGAAGAGGAGUCUCACGUGUAUAACACCAGAUAAGCCCCUCACUCUUCCUUUUUUCUUCAUCAUCUUUGACUUCCGGGAUAACCAGGGGGCAAUCAGGUCAAUUAUGGAGACACACUCACCUCGAACCCUAGACUAGUGAUCGCUGGGGUACAAGUACUAGGGAAAACGGGGUGAGGAAAGCAAAGGUUCUGGAGAUGGAAAGUGCAGACAGGCAACAAUGCACAGAAGUUAACAAGAGAAAGGCGGGGGUCGGGGGAGAUGUAAGGAAGUCGUCAUCGACGCCGCGCCGCCUCCCCCACCUCGCAUCAGACCUCUGAAAUUGCCCUCCGAGACCCGGCCUCUCCUAUAAGGACGAUCGUCCUCUCCGCUGAAGAACUAGACCAUGUCUCAGGUCCUUCACCAGGCGGAAGCGGGAAAGGAAGGCCGACCCCCAAGAGCGCCCCUUAAGGGGGUCCAUCCGGCCUUGAUCUCAGGUUGUGGGGGGUGUUUGCGGAGGGCGGGGCAUCGCCUCAGCAGCUGAGGGCUGCAUCACGGCAGGAACUGGGUUUUCCUGAGCCACGGAGCUGCAGUUCGCCCCCUCUACUACCCUGCUACCCGGUUACCUCUUCGCCUCUUCGUCGUCCAGCAGCUCUGGCUCGGUCGCCGCCAUUACCACAUCGCAUUCCGCGGCAGCCGCCAUCUUACCGCCGGGACCAGAGAGCUGGGUGGGAGGCAGGCGGUGAAGAGCACUUCCGGUCGGAGCAUAGAGCAGCUCAGCGGCGCUGCGCCCAGAAGGGCUCCCUCGGGCUAGUCUACCAGCGAGAGGCUCCGUUUGGGGCCAGAGCGGCCUCCCGCCCCCGGCUGUCCACUGUGGUCUCCGCGCCGGGGCGGGAGCCCACGGACUUUUCCUGUUGAAAGUUAAGCAUGGGGAAGAGCUGCAAGGUGGUCGUGUGUGGCCAGGCGUCUGUGGGCAAAACUUCAAUUCUAGAGCAGCUGCUGUAUGGGAACCAUGUAGUGGGUUCGGAGAUGAUCGAGACGCAGGAGGACAUCUACGUAGGUUCCAUUGAGACAGACCGAGGGGUGCGAGAGCAGGUGCGUUUCUACGACACUCGGGGGCUCCGAGACGGGGCCGAACUGCCCCGACACUGCUUCUCCUGCACUGAUGGCUACGUCCUGGUCUACAGCACAGAUAGCAGAGAGUCCUUUCAACGCGUAGAGCUGCUCAAAAAGGAGAUUGACAAAUCCAAGGACAAGAAGGAGGUCACCAUCGUGGUCCUUGGCAACAAGUGUGACCUACAGGAGCAGCGGCGUGUAGACCCAGAUGUGGCUCAGCAUUGGGCCAAGUCAGAGAAGGUGAAGCUGUGGGAGGUGUCAGUGGCGGACCGGCGCUCCCUCCUAGAGCCUUUCGUCUACCUGGCCAGCAAGAUGACCCAACCCCAGAGCAAGUCUACCUUCCCCCUCAGCCGUAAGAACAAGGGCAGCGGCUCCUUGGAUGGCUGAAGAGCUGCCAUUCCUCCUUCACACUCCCAGCCCCAUUUCAGCAUCUGGGGCUCUGGUAGAUGGGUUGAGAGCAAAGUGGAGGGCAAGCUGACCUUCCCAGUCAGCCAGGGAGCUCCCUGCUGGGCCAGGCCCCAGCCACUUUGCUUCCCCUCACCUCUGGGAAGUACAAAUACUCUUGAUUGACAUCCCUUCCCUCAGCCCCCCAGCCUACUCCCCACCCUGGCUUUUAUCAUAUCUGCUCCACUGUCACCUGGGGCAGUUGUGGGUCACCAUCCCUUCCAGCUGCCCCAGACAGGAAGCAGAGUCACCACACAGCAGUACCCCUUCUUGGGUCUGGGGCACUGCUCCUGUUAUAGAGGUCCCACCCGCUGGGCUUCCUGUCAGUAACACACAAACACUUACGGCACCAGCCUGGACUCCAGAGAAAGGGUGUCCAGGUAUUGUGUGUAUGCAUUUAGUUGUGCACACGUGCGUGUGUGUGUGUGUGCACACAUGUGCUUCUACACUGGCAUUAGGGGUGUCUCCUCAUCCCUCACCCUGACCUUUCUCCUGUCCUUUUCUUGGCUGGAAGAAGCUAGACUCCUGGGAGUGUAGUUUUCUCUUUUAAAUCCCCUACCCCUGCUGGGCUCAGUGGCUUACACCUGUAAUCGCAGCACUUUGGGAGGCCGAGGUGGGUGGAUCACUUGAGGUCAGGAAUUCAAGACCAGCCCGGCGAACAUUGUGAAACCCCAUCUCUGCCAAAAAUACAAAAGUUAGCCGGGCAUGGUGGCACAUGCCUGUAAGCCCAGCUACUCAGGAGGCUGAGGCAGGAGAAUCGCUUUAACUCAGAAGGCAGAGGCUGCAGUGAGCUGAGAUCAUGCCACUGCACUCCUCCAUCCAGCCUGGGCAACAGAGGAAGACUCCGUCUCAAAAAAAAAAAAAAUUCUCCACUCCCACCAAUGGUUUCACUUCCUCUUCCUGCUCAGGGAGCAGAUGGGCCUCAUUAGUUGAGGUGGAAUAGAAUGAUCACUGGGCUAUGAGUGGCCAGCCAACUGUGACCCAGCAAAGACCUUUCCCCUCUCUGGACGUCAGUUUUCUCAUCUGUAAGAUGACCAGAGUUGCUUAGAUGAUCUCCUAGAUCCUUUCCAGUUCUCUAAUUUUGUAAAGCCAAUGGCUUCUCCCUCUUCAAGGUGCUAUGCUGACCAGCCCUGGAGGCUGAGAUCCGCCGCUCCUUCCAGCCACCAGGGGGCAGGGGUGCACUACCUGCUGUCAAUCGCCAGAGCAGCUGCUCUGUGCCCAGCCCGCCAACCUCACCAUUGGAGGCUGCUGUUAGUCCUGCCCGUGGUUUUCAGCUCAGAGCUGGACUUCUAUUUAUAACUUACCUGUAUUUAUAUUUAUAUGCCCGCUGCCAUGGUGAAGGCUGGACAAGGUGCUCCUCUGGCCCCUCCUUACCUCAGAUGCCUAUAUAGAACAAGGCAAACCGUAGCAGCCUCUCAGGAGCUGACAGGUCCUCUUUCAGGGCACAGUAGGGUGAGCACACAUCCAGCGGGCUGCAAAGUGAGCUUAUACCCACAACUUCCUGUGCCUGCUUUGUGCGUCUAAUACUAAGGUGCACGCCUAGCCUAGGUGAGACACUGCAGCCAGGCAACCACCCAUACACGCCCUUCUCAAAGCCAGAGGUGACUGGGGCAGGUGCCCAGGGCUGGGUGAGUGGAAUUAGGACAUGCACAGGCUUGGGCUUCAAGUUCAUUUAUUGAUGAACAUUGAUUGGACACAAUAAAACCACAAUUGUUAUCAAAAA
Callithrix jacchus (white-tufted-ear marmoset) is the source of this 5022-nucleotide messenger RNA. It is a transcript of the gene NKIRAS2, whose product is annotated as NFKB inhibitor interacting Ras like 2. Gene Ontology annotation, molecular function: GTPase activating protein binding; GTP binding; GTPase activity. The record is from RefSeq and is a predicted model, not a curated record. Lineage: Eukaryota; Metazoa; Chordata; Mammalia; Primates; Cebidae. Gene Ontology annotation, biological process: Ral protein signal transduction; negative regulation of canonical NF-kappaB signal transduction.